AUGGCAACGAACGCAAAAGGUUACGCAGCGCCGUCAGCAAAGGCCCCCCUCGCACCCUUCAGCUUCCAGCGACGUGCUGUUGGGGCCGAUGAUGUGAGCAUCAAGAUUUUGUUCUGCGGCGUGUGCCACAGCGACAUCCACCAGGCGCGCGAUGAGUGGGGUGGGUCCCUGUUUCCGAUGGUGCCUGGACACGAGAUUGUCGGUCAUGUAACGUCGGUUGGUGCAAACGUGAAGAAGUUCAAGGUGGGAGACACGGUUGGUGUGGGCUGCAUGGUGGACUCAUGUGAAAGGUGUGUGGAGUGCAAGAGGGGCCUUGAGCAGUUCUGCGUGGAAGGAACGACCUCGACGUACAACUCACGGGCACGCGUCAGCGGCGAACCCACGUAUGGUGGGUACUCUGACCACAUUGUGGUAAAGGAGAGCUUUGUGCUGCUCAUCCCCUCCAACCUUGAUCUUGCCGCGACCGCCCCACUGCUGUGUGCCGGUAUCACGACUUACUCACCCCUGCGGCACUGGGGCACGAAAGCGGGGACGAGGGUGGGUGUUGUGGGGCUUGGCGGCCUCGGCCACAUGGCAGUGAAGAUCGCCAAGGCGAUGGGUGCGGAGGUCACUGUUUUUACAACGAGUGAGGGCAAGCGGGAGGCAGCCAGGAUGCUCGGCGCGGACCACGUCGUCAUCUCGAAGGACCCGGGGCAGAUGAGGGCGGUUAAGAACACGCUCAAUCUUAUUAUUGACACCGUUGGAAACACGCACGACUUGUCGCCGUACAUUCUCGCCCUCACGACGGAUGGUGUGCACAUACUGGUCGGUCUGCCGGAGAACCCGCACCCGCCGGUAUCACCCUUUUUGCUACUGAAGGGGCGCAAGUCAAUCGGCGCUUCACUCAUCGGAGGCAUUCCCGAAACACAAGAGAUGCUUGACUUCUGUGGCAGACACGGCAUCGUAUCGGAUAUUGAACUAAUCAGCAUCGAUUAUAUUAAUACAGCAUACGAACGUGUGAUGAAAAGUGAUGUGAGGUAUCGCUUUGUCAUUGACAUGGCCACACUUGGACAAUGA
Molecule: messenger RNA, 1056 nt
Organism: Trypanosoma cruzi
Lineage: Eukaryota; Euglenozoa; Kinetoplastea; Trypanosomatida; Trypanosomatidae
Product: NADP-dependent alcohol hydrogenase, putative
Exons: 1
Coding region: 1-1056 (351 amino acids)
Molecular function (GO): zinc ion binding; oxidoreductase activity, acting on the CH-OH group of donors, NAD or NADP as acceptor
Source: RefSeq, a predicted model, not a curated record